This is a messenger RNA of Sarcophilus harrisii (Tasmanian devil), 1512 nucleotides long. It is a transcript of the gene MSRA, whose product is annotated as methionine sulfoxide reductase A. The record is from RefSeq and is a predicted model, not a curated record. NCBI's taxonomy places the organism in Eukaryota, Metazoa, Chordata, Mammalia, Dasyuromorphia, Dasyuridae. Gene Ontology annotation, molecular function: peptide-methionine (S)-S-oxide reductase activity. The transcript has 9 exons. Gene Ontology annotation, biological process: cellular response to oxidative stress. Gene Ontology annotation, cellular component: cytoplasm. The coding region runs from base 413 to 922 and encodes 169 amino acids.
AAACAUAGAGGUCAAAUGACCAUUUCAAGGUCAUUCAGCCAGGAAGUAUUUGAGCAAAGAUUCAAGAUUCUUUGCAGUAGGACAAGGAAAGCCAAGUAUUAUAAAAAGAAAUACAGUAUGUGGUAUGAUUACAUUGUAAGGGAGACAGGAUUAAUUUAGAAGAUGGCAAGGCAAAUGUCCAAAUUAAAGGGAGAACCUUAAUUUUCGACAAAAAAGUUUGCUCAUCAGUCCAAACCUGCUUUCAAAUCAAAUCAGGCAUCCUUCGGAAUGUAUUCAGAACCAAUUAGUGACAACACUGAAGACCAGAAAGGCAAGCUGAAGACACCCAGACUACGCCUGAAGGGCAAACCAGAAAUCCAGACAUCAUGUCAAUGGAAAUAAGACUGUUGAACCUUUCCCAGAGGGAACACAGAUGGCUCUGUUUGGAAUGGGGUGUUUUUGGGGAGCAGAACGUAAAUUUUGGGACUUGAAGGGAGUAUAUUCUACUCAAGUUGGCUAUGCUGGAGGCUACACUUCAAACCCAACUUAUAAAGAAGUCUGCUCAGAGAAAACUGGCCAUGUAGAAAUUGUCCGAGUUGUGUACCAGCCAGAAUACAUCAGUUUUGAGGAUCUGCUCAAGGUCUUCUGGGAGAAUCAUGACCCGACACAAGGAAUGCGUCAAGGUAAUGACUUUGGCACCCAGUACCGUUCUGCUAUCUUCCCAACCACUCCAGAACAGGCAGAAGCAGCUCUUAAGUCUAAAGAAGUUUACCAGAAGGUCCUUAAUGAAAGUGGCUAUGGAGACAUUACAACUGAUAUUCGAGAAGAUCAACGAUUCUAUUAUGCUGAAGAUUACCAUCAACAAUACUUAAGCAAGAACCCCAACGGAUACUGCGGGCUGGGAGGCACAGGAGUUUCCUGCCCCAUUGGAAUCACAAUGUAAUUCAUGCCCAUAUGAUGGCAUUCAGAUUGCAUUUGCUAUGGCAUGGAUAUUGGGUAAUUGACCAGAGGCAUUGCUUUCGACUUCUGACUCUUAAGGGUUUCCAAACAAAUGAAAUAUGUCAGUCUGAUAUGAGAUGAAGAUCUCACACUAAAUUUUGAUAAUGGCUGAAUUUAUGUGAUUAUUGGAACUAUACCUUCUGGUAUGGGAUACUAAUUAAGAUGAUUAAGCUUAAAAAGCGAGCAGUUUCUAGCUUUUGAGAAAAAGGGGGAGUGUAAGGGAUUUGUUUCUGGUGGGAAAAUCUUUACUACUGCCCUGGCCUAGGCAACAUGCAAUCUUCCUUUCCUGUGCCUUCAGAUUUAUAAUCAUUUGUAGCCAUGAUAACGUGUUUACAGAAAUAUUUCUCUGUACUGAAUACAAAUGGGUAGUUCCACUAGAAUAGAGCCAAUGGAACUUUUAGUGCCUGUUACAGGCUUCCUUAUGGCAAUAGAAAGAUCUAAAUUUGCUUUAUGGAUUAUGAUGCUUCGCUUGUAGCAAUGAGAAGGGUAUCAAAUGCAUAAUCUAAUAAACGUUUAUAGUCUGAUUAAAACCAA